AUGAGUAAUGAAUAUAGAAAUAAAAUAGAAAGCUGUUGUUUAGAAAUUGGAUAAGAUAUAGAGGUAAAUAUGAUUAAUAAAUAUUAAAAUAGUGUUGUUUCAAGGGAAUUGAUAAUUAUCUUGAUUAAAUAUUAAAAGAAAGUUAAAAUUCAAAAUCAGAUUCAAGAGCUUCGUAAUUAAAUAUCUAAUUACCUAAUUUCUCAUUAUUAAAUAUAAAUAAUCAAUCAUUUCCUAAUUAAAUGGCUUAAUAAGUAACAUCUUUAAUUAAAACAACUAUUGAUAAUCAAUUUAAAAACAAAGAUCAAUCAUUUAAUUAAUAACUUAACAAAUCAAAUAAUUUAUAACCAUUCACUUAUAAUUUGAUUUCAAAUAAUUCAAUUAAAUAAGAUAAUUAUUGUUAUGCUAUAGCUAUAAAUAAAGAUAAUUCAAUUGUGAUAGCAGGAUGUGAUAAAUAGAUCAAAGUAUUUGAAUUCAAAUAAGAAUAGUUGAAAUAAACUCAACUUUUAACUGAACAUUCGUCUAAUGUUUAUACUUUAAAUUUUAUGAAGAAAUCCAAUUAAUUUAUAUCAGGAAGUUAUGAUAAUUCUAUUAUAAUAUGGUCUAUGAAUUUAAAUAAUUAAUGGAUUUGCAAAUAAAAAUUAAAUGGACAUUCAAAUGGUAUUUUAUGUUUAAUAUUGAACAAUAAUGAAGAUAUU
Paramecium sonneborni is the source of this 695-nucleotide messenger RNA. NCBI's taxonomy places the organism in Eukaryota, Ciliophora, Oligohymenophorea, Peniculida, Parameciidae. The record is from the annotation of a GenBank genome assembly.